AUGAGAAGACGACAUUUCCCUUUCUGUUCCAUUCUGUCACGUUGCUACCACUGCGGUAACCAUGCAAAUUUGGUAAAAACCUCAGAAUACAAAUCAACGACAGUAAACGAAAGCGCGCGCGAUUUGCGAAAAACCAACGUGAUUUUCUUUUUUCAGCGAACUCAUCCUGAGCACAGCACACUUGACUCGGUAGACGAACGGCAAAAGUGACGAAUUUUUUACGCUACAGAGUUUCAUGUAGUGCUCAGUCGCGUGCUACUAUCGUGUUUGAUUCGUUCUUUUUCCAGUUGGUGUGUUUCCAUGUUUUCCUUGUAUGUAGGUGAGAAUAGGAAAAAGAAAAUCAUCUGUGAAAAGGGGGCUCGUUUCUUCCCCCAAAACAUGACGGGUGUUUUGUCAGCGUAUUUGCUGUGGUAACCAAGUUGUUAUAUUUACGAGUUUCGCCAGUUGUGGUAAGGAAUUAAAUUAGAUGAGAUUUUCGUCUUGAACGUGACACAGGUGUGAGCGGUGCAAACAGUAUACAAACGAUAAGUGAUAAGGAAGAUAGCACAAUUUCCUCGCGCAUUUUAUUUUCGCUACUAACGAAAGAAUCUAGCUCGCUUUCCCGGCUCGAGAAAUGAAAUGCCAGUGAAUCGUCGUCAGUCUUCCAAAGUGAACGUAGCUCAGAGCUGAUGUGUCGUAGUUUUGGUCAAGGGAUGUUUGUUGCGUUUCGCGAAAUUAUUUUAUUUUUCUGAGGAUAGUGAGUGAGGAAAAGUAUUAUUUGCACCUCAUAACAAAUAUGAUAUGUUUUGCUAACAAGCGUGUGAAAAUAGAGUGACUUGAGCUUAAAAUAUUCAGAAUCCAAUUAGCUGUGCUCGGUGAAGAUUUGUUGUGAUUGUCUCGUUUCAAGUGGUGACGCCUGGUGUUUUACGCGAUUGGCGUGUAGGACAACGCAGUCAUCAGUAGAUCAGUGAACGACGGUGGAAACAGAAACGGUAAAACGAGACGUUCGGAAGGUUGUAAGCACGAACUUUAAUUGCAUGCAUUUCAUUAUCUGAUUUCGCGCCACGAGGAUCAUCAGUGUGUAAUACUUUUGUGGAAAGCGUUUCGUUCAUUUGUUAUCAGUUGUGUUAUAAUUUUGCGUGUUUGUGACAGAUCACUCAUCUUGAUCACUUCAUCCGUGCAACGUCCAGCUCACAUAACCGGAAAUAGAAUGGAGGUUGAGAUUCAAAAUCACAUUUCGCCUCUUGGCGCAUAUAACGCAAAGAAGUGCGAAAAUGAUAGUCUUCUGGAUGAAGCAUGUACCAUGCUAUCGGAACUACUACCACCGUUCGGUCGCAUGACAUCGAAGAUGUCAGUCACCAGCAGCAGUACCGAUGGCAAGAUUAAAGCCAGUCCCAUUGAUGUCGACAUCCACCCAGCAGAGAUUGACACGAACAUUUCGAUUGAGCUAAUUACAGAAGACGACGCCGAGGAUGUUUUGAAGUUGCUUAAAAAGUUUUUCUUCAAGGAUGAACCGCUCAACACAUUUGUUGACCUGGGUGAAUGUAAAGAACUGGAGAAGUAUUCCACUAAAUGUCUUCACGAACAUUGUUCCUUCAAAGCCGUCAAUUCCCGCGGUGAAAUCGUUGGAGUUAACAUCAAUGGAUUGAUCAAUAGACCGGCAGAGACAGACGAACCUCAACCAAAAUUAGCGGAUGUCUGUGAGCAUCCCAAGUUCAAAAAGAUCAUGGCUUUGAUGGAUUAUGUGGAUGAGCAAUUCAACAUAUUUGACUUGCAUCAGGACGUCGAUCAAAUGUUGGAUAUUAAAAUUAUGUCUGUUGAUAAUCGCUAUCGGGGCAUGGGAAUCGCCGGGAAGUUGACUGAUCGCACGAUGGAGUGUGUGAAAGAGCGAAACAUCAAACUCGUCCAUGUUUUGUGUAGUAGUCAUUAUUCGGCUCGGGUUAUGGAGAAAAUGGGCUUCGAAGAGGUUUAUAAUCUACCGUACCAGGAUUAUUUGGUGAACGGAGAGCAAGUUUUCGAUCCAGAAAAACCACACGCUGCAGUCAGGAUUUUGGUGAAAAGGCUGCCAUGAAAGUAUUCAAUUGGUGGCGAAUUAUUUUCACUAAAAGCAACCGAGCGGAUCAGUUUUUACCAUUGUGAGAACAUGUUGAAAUUAAUAAUGAAAGUAUCGAAAUUUGCUAAAAAGGCCAUGAUAGCUCAGGGCAUUAUCGAUAAUCGUUAAUUAUUUAGCAAUUUAGCAAUAAAAUACACAAGAACUUGAAGUAUUUGCUAUUUGUCGUUCCGCUCAGCUAGUCAUACAGAAAGAUUUGAUAGAUUUUUAGUACACUUCGAUAUUAUUCAUUUUGAGCAUUUUACAUUGGUUGAUAGCUUUCAAAAUUUAAUUAAUACUGCGCAACAGUUAGGCUGUAAACAGGAAGAAGUUGCAAAAAUCAUUAAAGUGUUCAUGGCACUAUUUUGUUAUUCAAACGAUGUACUCUAUUGUCGUCAAUUAUUGUCUCUGUGACUGGUCAUAGUGACAGUAUUAAAUUUCAAACGUAGGCGAUAUUGUAGAAAUUGUUCUGAUAUGAUCGAAUGCAAUGCAAGUCAAAUAUUCCUUAUAUCUUAUAUAAUAGGAGUUCAUACUACGGAAUGUGUGAGCAUGAUAUAAAUGUAAGCAACUUCAUGAUAUUUAAAAUGAAAAACUGUAUGCACAAAAUGUAUAUGUCAAAAUAAAUGUUCUUAUUCUAGAACUAUUUUUUAUUUACUAAA
Messenger RNA from Malaya genurostris, 2727 nucleotides. It is a transcript of the gene speck, whose product is annotated as arylalkylamine N-acetyltransferase 1. Gene Ontology annotation, molecular function: N-acetyltransferase activity. The coding region runs from base 1190 to 2050 and encodes 286 amino acids. The transcript has 5 exons. NCBI's taxonomy places the organism in Eukaryota, Metazoa, Arthropoda, Insecta, Diptera, Culicidae. The record is from RefSeq and is a predicted model, not a curated record.